AUGGACGAUGUGGAACGCAGCAACUUAUUUGAAGAGCUUGGAGAAUAUGAAGUGAUUGUGGCAUAUGAAGACGAUGACAACAAACUCUAUUCCACAUUAAAGGACAUAGACAUUGACUAUGUCGAAGUGGAUUUGGGGGUAUCUGAAAAGCUUAGAAUGGAGUUUAUGAAACACUUUGACGUGGCCAAGCUUCCUGCCCUUGUGAUAAGGGGCACACCUGUUCUCGGAGAUCCGGAUAAGGGAAUAAGAGAGUAUAUUAAGGAAAGAGAAGCAAGGGCUCUGAAGAAAAUCCAAGAUGUCAUCGACCCUAGUAAGGUUGUUCUCUUCAUAAAGGGAUCUCCAGAACAUCCUAAAUGCGGGUUUACCAGGAUUCUCAUGGAUGUUUUGCUGAGGGAAGGCGUGACAAGAGAUAAAAUUGCAUACUUUGAUGUCCUAUCUGAUGAAGAUGUUAGAAAAGGACUAAAGAAAAUAAACAACUGGCCCACCUUUCCACAAGUGUAUAUCGGAAAUAGAUUUAUAGGGGGCUUAGACGUUAUUCGAAAGAUGUCUGAAAGGGAAAUGCUUAGAGAUGAGCUAUCAGACAUAAUCUGA
This is a messenger RNA of Encephalitozoon romaleae SJ-2008, 591 nucleotides long. Its product is annotated as glutaredoxin-like protein. The record is from RefSeq and is a predicted model, not a curated record. The transcript has a single exon. Lineage: Eukaryota; Fungi; Microsporidia; Unikaryonidae. The coding region runs from base 1 to 591 and encodes 196 amino acids.